AGCGCGCUGCUGAGGGGGGAAGAGACGCACACACACUCAGAUACACUCACACACUCAUUCACACAGGAGGGGGGUCCUGUGUACAUAAACUGCUGCCAUGUAGCCUGUUUAUAACAAGAUUUUUGUUGACAUUUUAUUCAGCCAUACGAGGAUUUUAGUUGCUAAACAGUUACAUAACAAUGGUUUGUUUAUGAUCGUUAGCUACACUGCUAGCUAGCUAGCUAGCUAGCUGGUGAAUUUAGAAAGAUAGCUGGCUAGCUAUCCGUCUUGCUAAAUGCUAACCGUGCACAACAAGAUGGUUGCUAACCGAAGAGGCUAAUGCGGCAGAACUGUGUUCCAGCAUGUCAGAAACUUUGAAAUAUGUGGAUGAUGAACACAAAACAAUUUUCCUGAAAAUUCUAAACGAGCAGAGACUAGAAGGCGAACACUGUGACAUAGCUGUGGUGGUGGAAGACGUUAAGUUCAGAGCACAUCGGUGUGUGUUAGCAGCCUGCAGCAACUACUUUAAAAAGUUAUUUAAGAAGCACGAGGUGGACAGCUCGUCGGUCAUCGAGAUCGACUUCAUCCGCUCGGACAUUUUCGAAGAGGUGCUGAAUUACAUGUACACAGCGAAGAUUUCCGUUAAAAAGAAAGAUGUCAAUUUAAUGAUGUCAUCUGGACAAAUACUUGGAAUACGUUUUUUGGACAAGCUUUGUUCUCAGAAACGCGACAUGUCCUCCGAAGAGAAAAACGACCAUAAAAAUGCCAAAUAUUCCUACGACCUUGUGAAAAUGGGACUUCAACCUGAUGAGGCCCAGUUAAAUCAGGACAAUGAUGUCCAGGUCAUUGGCGACCAGGACGACACACCGUCUGACGAUCUGGUGGAGGAGCCUCAAGGCAAUCACGAUCUAGACAAAUCGCCAAAUAGUGCCCUGCGGGUAGAGGAAGCCACUUCACUUUUAAAAGAGCUAACCCAGGAGGAAGUGCACAAGGUUGCCUGUUACGAUCAGGAUGUGGAAGCAAUGGACGGUGAGCCCAAAGAGCUUGCGACUCACACUCAGACUCUUGCAUUUGCUGACAGCAUGGGGGAUGUUAAGGAUGAACAAGCUCCCGGAUGGAGUACAGCAACUGCAGACAUGAAGCUUGAAUACCUGCUGUACGGCCACAGGGACCAGUUUGCCUGCCAGGUUUGCGGGAAGACUUUUGUGGACGAGAACCGGCUGAGAAAACAUGAAAAGCUGCAUUCCGCUGAUAGACCGUUCAUAUGUGAGAUAUGCACUAAAGCAUUCACCACGCAAGCCCACUUGAAAGAGCAUUUAAAAAUCCACACUGGCUUCAAACCCUACAGAUGCGAAGACUGUGGCAAAUCUUUCAUCCGCGCCCCAGAUUUAAAGAAACACGAGAGGGUGCAUAGCAAUGAACGGCCCUUUAACUGUCACAUGUGCGAGAAAGCUUUUAAACACAAGUCCCACCUGAAGGACCACGAACGGCGACACCGGGGCGAAAAGCCUUUCAGGUGUAGCUCCUGCACCAAGGCCUUUGCCAAAGCAUCAGAUUUGAAGAGACAUGAGAACAACAUGCACAGUGAAAGGAAGCAGCUGUCUUCAAACAGCUUGCAAAGUGAGACUGAACAGCUACAAGCGGCUGCAAUGGCAGCAGAGGCUGAGCAGCAAUUGGAAUCCAUAGCAUGCUCAUAACAUAACGUGUGUGUGUGUUCAAUACACUCACACUAAUGCACUGUAGAACAAUGUUUUCUUACCCAUUUCCAUUUGGUUAACAGAUGCAGUGUUAUUGUUUUUGGUCUUGUUUUAAGUUCUUUUUUUUAACUAUUAGAAUAUCAGAUCUUGAUAGUUUACUAAUUUUAGACAGACAAGUUAAUUAACACUGUUGAAUGUUUUUAUUUUCUUCCAGAUGUCCAUGGUGCAAAAUUUCUUCUCACUGUAAACUUCAUACCAAAUGUAUUUGAGUAUUUGUGGCAGUGCAACGGACAAUAAAUUGUACUGACUUAGACUUGUUGACAGUACACAUGCACAGUGCCAUUUUUUGCUAAGAAAACAGAAUUAUCAAAAUGCUGAUGAAAUUUAUGUCUUUGAUGGUCAAUCUUUCCAUCAACUCUCUUGCAAGAUGAAAAGAAGAUUUACCUUAUUGAUAUUUUUGCUGUAAUAAAAAAAAUCAUUUCA
This is a messenger RNA of Clarias gariepinus (North African catfish), 2159 nucleotides long. It is a transcript of the gene zbtb14, whose product is annotated as zinc finger and BTB domain containing 14. The coding region runs from base 342 to 1676 and encodes 444 amino acids. Gene Ontology annotation, biological process: regulation of transcription by RNA polymerase II. Gene Ontology annotation, cellular component: nucleus. Lineage: Eukaryota; Metazoa; Chordata; Actinopteri; Siluriformes; Clariidae. The record is from RefSeq and is a predicted model, not a curated record. The transcript is spliced from 2 exons. Gene Ontology annotation, molecular function: DNA-binding transcription factor activity, RNA polymerase II-specific; RNA polymerase II cis-regulatory region sequence-specific DNA binding; protein binding.